This is a messenger RNA of Populus euphratica (Euphrates poplar), 1484 nucleotides long. RefSeq lists its product as uncharacterized. The transcript is spliced from 2 exons. NCBI's taxonomy places the organism in Eukaryota, Viridiplantae, Streptophyta, Magnoliopsida, Malpighiales, Salicaceae. The coding region runs from base 39 to 1121 and encodes 360 amino acids. Gene Ontology annotation, biological process: defense response. The record is from RefSeq and is a predicted model, not a curated record.
GGCAUUUUAAGCUGACGAUAGGAGGGUAAGAUUGCAUAAUGUUGGAUACUUUAGGAUUCGAUUUAGUUGAGUGGAUCUGCAUACAAAUACACGAUAUCCAGUUGUUCUUUCUUUUUAUUUUUUCGCGCCAUCAAACUCUUCCUUUUCCUUAUGCUUCUCGUCGCGUUCUCAUCCUGAACCUUGAGCGCACGUGCAAACCACCACCAGGAAAGAAAAAUCUCAUGGCUUCCCCAAAGCCUCUCCAUCUCGAGAUCACAAUAAUCUCUGCUAAACACCUCAAAAACGUCAAUUGGCGAAACGGCGAUCUGAAACCCUACGCCACCUUCUAUCUCGACAACUCGGACAACCGACUCGCAACUCAUGCCGACGACUCACUCUCAACGCGCCCCGUCUGGAACGAACGAUUUACUAUCCCCAUAAUUCGCCACGAUUCAGUCCUCACUCUCGACGUCUUCCACUCCAAGCCAUCCGAAACCCCCAAACCUCUUGUUGGCACCGUGAAAUUUCCACUGAGUCAGCUCCUCGACUCGGACGAGACAACGUCCUACUCGGUCCGCACACUCGAGCUUUCACGUCCCUCUGGCCGUCCACAGGGUAAAGUCCUGGUGAAACUGGAGGUGAAAGAACGGCCUUUGCCUCCUCCUGUGCAGGAUUACCAUACUGCCCCUAAUUAUAGCCAUUAUUACAACCCUGCCCCUGUUCAACCUCCCGCACGUGACUACAGGGAAUGCUCUCCCUCUCCAUACGGCUACACCGAUCAGUACGGUUACUACCCUGCUUGCUAUCCUUCACAAACUCCCCUACCAUCUCGACCUCUGUUCAAUCGAGCAUCCAAUAACAGUUUCCCGGGUGGGCCUUCUGCUCCCGUUGAUCUAUCUUGCCAACCAUCACCAUUGCCCUACGAUCACAAGCCACCACAGCCGGUGUUGUUGCAAAAGACAUCCAAUUACGGAGUGCCAAGUGGACCAUCGGCUCCCGUCGAUUAUUCAUAUGGGAAAGGUAGUGAGCGCGAGAUCAGUGGGGCAAUCGGAGGGUUAAAUUUGGAGGAAGGGAGCAACUAUGAGAUAGAUAAAGUUGCUGCUGAUGAAGAGAGUCACAGCAACUACCGUCGUGAGUAUUAAAAGAAUUGAGAUGAUUGAGAGAGUGAAGGUAUAUUUUUAAGUUAUUUAUGCUCGCAUUGUGGCCUUGCUUGAUGAAUGUACUUUUGUAUAUAUGCGACUAAUGACGAUAACCACUGGAUGCUGCCCUCAGUUUCCUGUUGUGUUUUGAUUAUUUCUUUUGUUGUGUGCCUGUUUCUUUUAUUUCUGUUAUGAUGUUCGGCGCUAAAUUGAGUUUUAGGGCCGCUCUUUAAUAUGUUUAAUUUGCAUAAAGAGCUUGUACUUGGGUGCUCCAUUGGUUGUUAAUUAUGGUGUAAAACGACUUGAGUAUGGUUCGUGCAUGAUUAAAGUAUGGUGGGGGAAUCUAAGAUAAUAUUUGUUCAUUAA